Argiope bruennichi is the source of this 1280-nucleotide messenger RNA. RefSeq names its product mitochondrial carrier homolog 2-like. The record is from RefSeq and is a predicted model, not a curated record. NCBI's taxonomy places the organism in Eukaryota, Metazoa, Arthropoda, Arachnida, Araneae, Araneidae. Bases 118 to 1092 code for a protein of 324 amino acids. The transcript is spliced from 12 exons.
CUUGCGGAUGCGUUCAAUUCUGCAUAACCUAUCAUUAUCUCGAUCAAAAAGUGUAUUUGUUUAUUGUAUGAUUGUGUGUAGGUUUUAAUUUAUUUUUCUGGUAGUCACGGGGGUAGUAUGGCUAUAUCUGAGGAACGUUCUGAGGUAGUUGAGAGUAAUUUUGAAUGGUUUCAGAUUUUGGGGAGAUUAGGAGUAGUUGCUGCCGGCUAUCCUUUGGAUUAUGUGAAAGUAUUGAUUCAGAUUGGACAUGAACCCAUUGCUCCAGUACCAUGUCGGACCAUGUUUGGCAGACCUGCCUUGGCUCUGCCAGGAGCUUUCACUUACAUGAAAUACAUAAAAAGAGUUAAUGGAUUUUGUGGACUAUAUACAGGUUUAACACCUAGACUCGCUAGUAAUUUUUUGAAUUUAUCUACCUACUUAAUAGUUGAAGAGAAAUUGCCAAAUAUUAUUGAUGAAAGUCUAUUAGGAAAACCAGAGAGUGACCUGACUGAUGAGCAGAAGCUCAUCGUUCAUGCUAAUGAACUAGUAAAAUCUUCAGCUGCUAGGAUUGUAGCAAUAAUUGUUAGUCAUCCUUUCCAUGUAAUAACCAUCAGAACCAUUGCUCAGUUUGUAGGAAAAGAAGAGAAAUAUGUGGGUAUAUUUGGAUCCAUAGGAGAAAUUUAUAAUACUGAAGGGAUUUUAGGUUUCUAUAGAGGAGUUAUUCCUAGAAUUAUAGGAGAACUACUGACAGCUUGGGCUGCUACUACAGCAUCAGUACUAAUAAAUACAUAUUUGAUUGAAGAAGAGUCAUUGAAAGGCUAUGUGAAAGCGUCUAUGAAUUACCUUGCAAGUGCAUUUUUCUACCCUUUCCAAGUAGUCACACAUGUUAUGAUAGUCAAUAACUGUGGUCUUAAAGCUGGCUUGCCAGGUAAUAUGCCUAUUUAUGCAAGUUGGUUAGAUUGUUGGUCUCAUCUAAGUGCCAUAGGCCAAUUAAAAAGAGGGUCUAGCCUUUUGUGGAGGUAUUAUAAUGGUCCUUUCAUGCCAGGUAGCAUUGAACCUUCUAAUAGAAGAGUUUACGCACAAGCCUUUCCAUACAGUUUACAUCUUCAUUAAUAGAAAUAGAGUUGACAUUUUCUAAGAAUUAGAAAGUUUUCCAAUGACAGUUAAAGUUGCGAAGAACUGAUUUUGUAGGAAGUGUGUGUUAAAUUAGCAUGUCUAUUAAACUCCUUGAAGAAAGUUCUUUUACAUUUGUGUUUUAAAUUCCUUGUGCUUUACUAUUGAAUUAAAUUCUUUAUUUUUGA